AUGGGGGGCCAUUCUGACCUAGUGGAAUUUUUUAUUGAGAAAAGUUGUAAUACUUCUCAGAUUAAUUCCGAAGGUGCUUCUUUAUCAUUGUUAGCUUGUCAAAGUGGAGAGUUAGCAUUAGUCCACAAGCUUGAAUCAUUAAACCUCUUCUCACCAGAUGACAUAACGAAGUCAGGGGCUGGUAUACUACAUUAUACUUGUCGUUCAGUGAAUAAUAAAAGUGUUGAGCUUUUAAAGUAUCUUUUAAAUCGAUAUCAAUUAUCCAUUGAUGUAAAGAAUAGCAAAGGUGUGACUCCACUUCAUAUUGCUUCAUGUCUGAGCUUAACAGAUAAUGAUGGUAACAGUGUUAUUCAUUAUUCAUCAUUAAAAGGUCACACUCACUUUAUCAAGCAUAUCACCAGUCAGUAUCCUCAGUAUAUCAGUUUUCUGCACUCUACAAACAAUGAGAAUUGGGUACCAUUGCAUUUUGCCUGUGGGAAUGGUAAUAUUCAAUUGGUCACAUUUCUCAUAAAUGAUAUGAAAUGUGAUGUCAAUGCUAAGGAUACACGUGACAAUACGUGUGUCACAUUUGCCUGUUUCUCAGGUAAUCUUGAUCUAGUACAAUUACUAAUACAAGAGUAUAAGCUUGAGCCUUUAGCUACUGAUAAAUAUGGUUUAACAGCAUUACAUGCAGCAGCAAUGACUGGUCAUACUCAUAUACUGGAAUG
Amphimedon queenslandica is the source of this 707-nucleotide messenger RNA. RefSeq names its product putative ankyrin repeat protein RF_0381. The transcript has 2 exons. The annotation marks the transcript as partial. Gene Ontology annotation, molecular function: protein binding. The record is from RefSeq and is a predicted model, not a curated record. Lineage: Eukaryota; Metazoa; Porifera; Demospongiae; Haplosclerida; Niphatidae.